Daktulosphaira vitifoliae (grape phylloxera) is the source of this 4955-nucleotide messenger RNA. RefSeq lists its product as uncharacterized. Lineage: Eukaryota; Metazoa; Arthropoda; Insecta; Hemiptera; Phylloxeridae. Gene Ontology annotation, biological process: DNA integration. The transcript has 3 exons. The annotation marks the transcript as partial. Gene Ontology annotation, molecular function: nucleic acid binding. The record is from RefSeq and is a predicted model, not a curated record.
AUGGAUGACAAAACAAUCCACGAUAACGCAACGUUAAUUAAAAGGCGUGGCGUAUUAAAAGGGCAAUUGACAAGAUUCCUUAAUAAUGUAUUAGCUGUGAAGUCCGAUGGUGGAGAUAAAAACAAUCUUAAAACCAGAAGAGAAAAAAUUGAAGAAACUUGGGUAAAUUUCCAAAAAGUCCAAGAGGAAAUAGAGGGACUUGAGGAAACAGAUGAUACAGAAGAUGAAUAUAGAAUUCAAUUUGAAGAAAUUUAUUUCGAAGCAGUUACAGAAUAUGACAAAAUAAUGAAUGAAAUGAAUCAUUCGAACGAUGUCGAUCAAAUUUCACCCACAAACAUCAUGACAUCUACAAGAACAAUUAACAACACGUCAAAUCAACCAUCAAUAGUCAACCUAGCCCCACUUAAUGUACCAACAUUUAGCGGCUGCUACAAAGAGUGGUCGACGUUUAAUGAUAUAUUUAUCGCUUUAAUACAUGAAAAUGAAGCGUUAUCCGAUGUGCAGCGUUUUUUCUAUUUGAAAAAUUCUUUGGCAGGCGAUGCAUUAAAAGUCAUACAAUUGCAACAACACACGAAAGCGAUUUAUGACCUUCAGUCGAUAGACGAGGAAUCGUCUAGAAGUCUAAGACAAUUUAUAGAUGAAUUAAUGGGUAACAUGAAGGCUCUGGAAAACUUAGGGCAUGACACUAAUAAAUGGGGUCAGUUGCUAAUACACGUCAUAUUGACAAAAUUAGACGAAAAAACUUUAAGAGCUUGGGAAAAACAAGCAUCAAAAAACAAAGUUUCAAAAGUCGAAGAAUUAAUAGAUUUUUUGAAUAAUCAUUUUCAAAUGUUGGAAGCAGUCGAGAGUGCGACAAAAGUAAAUGGUGUCAGUGAAAAUAAAUUUAAAGAUAAAAAGAGAAAUAAUUAUGAACAACAAAAGAAAACUGUGUUUCAUUCAACUCAAAAAAAGUUUAAAUGCUACAUGUGUAAUGAAACAUCACAUGCAAUUUAUCAUUGUAAAAAAUUUCUUGAGCUUAACAUAAAAGAUCGACGUAGUAAAAUCAAUCAACUCAACAUUUGUGAAGUAUGUUUAUCUCAACAAUCAGAAAGUCACGCAUGUAAAUUUUCUGGAUGUAGAAAAUGUGGAGAAAAACAUAACACAUUGCUUCAUUUAUCAGAGGAAAUUGACAAUGAAAAUUUGAUAAGUACUCAUAUAACAUGUAUAAAUCAAAAACAUGUGUUAUUGUCAACAGCAAUAAUAAUUAUUCAAGGAAAAUCAAAAGAAAAAUUUGUUGUUCGAGCUUUGUUAGACUCGGGGUCUCAAACAAACUUUAUAACAACUGAUCUGGCACAGAAAUUAAAGUUACAAAAAAAAAGAGUUAAUAUAGGUAUAGCUGGUGUUGAUAAUUCAAUGAGCAAGUCGUACUACUCUCUAAAAACAACAAUUCAGUCCCGAGAUAACAACUACAGCAAUGAACUUGAAUUCCUAUCGCUGCCGAAAAUAACGUCAUUGUUGCCUACUGAAAAAAUAAAUAUAAACAACGUAAAAAUACCCGCAGGUAUAAUGUUAGCGGAUCCACAUUACUAUGUACCUAAAGAAAUAGACGUAUUACUAGGCGCAGAAUGUUUUUAUACAAUUUUAAUGGCUGGUAAACAUACACAAAACGACAAUGAAAUUAUAUUCCAAGAAACCAGAUUAGGAUGGAUAGUUGCUGGAAUAGCGACGAGCUCAUGCAACAAAACAACAAAUACUUUUUUCAACUCUGUUGUAAUUGAAAAUAAAGUCAAUUUAAACGAGCUCAUGUCAAAAUUUUGGAAAUUAGAAGAAAUAAAUUCAGAAAACCAGUAUAGUUCUGAAGAAAGAGCGUGUGUAGAACAUUUUGAACGGACGGUAAAGCGUGAUCAUACGGGUAAAUUUAUAGUCAAACUACCGCUAAAAAAUGACAUUGAACAACUUGGAGAGUCUAAAUCAAUGGCCAUGCGACGUUUUUUAUCAAUCGAGAACAAAUUACGAAAUAACUUAAAUCUUCGUGAAAGCUAUGUUGAAUUUAUGAAUGAAUACGCUCAGCUUAAUCACAUGGAGGAAUCCGAAAUAGAACAUCAAAAAUCAUAUUACAUGCCACACCAUGCAGUCGUACGUGAUCAAAGCGCUACCACUCAAACCAGAGUUGUUUUCGAUGCUUCUGCCGCAUCAAGUACAGGAGUAAGUCUUAAUCAAUUAUUAAUGAAAGGGCCGGUGAUUCAAGAUGAACUUGUCAAUAUUUUGGCUCGUUUCCGAGUGCAUAAAUACGUACUUUCUGCUGACAUCGCCAAAAUGUACAGGCAAAUAUGGGUGGAUAAAGACGACAGACGUUUUCAAAAAAUAUUAUGGCGUUCACAACCAAACGAACAUCUCAAAGAAUACUGUUUAUCCACAGUUACGUAUGGAACAACUAGUGCUCCGUAUUUAGCCACGGCAUGUCUUAAAAAACUGGCAGAAGAAAAUAGUAAAAAAUAUCCACUAGCUAGCCAAGCAAUAAUAUCAGAUUUUUAUGUCGAUGAUUAUUUAGGAGGCGCAAAUACGAUUGAAGAAGCCGAAAAUUUACGAGAUCAGAUAAUAACAAUAACAAAUAGUGCAGGCUUUCCAUUGCGUAAAUGGAUAUCUAAUGAACCGUCAUUAUUAUCAUCGAUUUCAAACAUAAAUAAUGACCCACACUGUGUACUUAACAUGGAUGGAAGUGCAAUCAAAACACUCGGACUAUUAUGGAGUCCUCGUGAUGACCUUUAUCAGUAUAAAUUUAAUAAUCAGUCUAGUGUUCAAGCGAUAUCAAAACGCACAGUGCUAUCGACUAUCGCAACAAUAUUCGAUCCACUUGGGUUAAUUGGACCGGUUGUUGUAACAGCAAAAAAAAUAAUGCAACAGCUAUGGCAAUCGAAAUUAGACUGGGACGACGAAAUUCCAUCUGAUAUCAGUCGACAAUGGAAAGCGUACCGAGACGAGCUGCCGUGUAUUGAAAAAAUAAAAAUUCCGCGUCGUAUAAUCGGAUGUGAAAAUGUGUGCGACUUGCAAAUUCAUGCUUUUGCGGACGCGUCAACUAGUGCGUACGGAUCGUGUAUAUACUUACGAGCAACUGAUGUAAAUGAUUCUACGAUCGUACUAGCGUGGAUAAAUUCGCCAUCGUCAAAGUGGAAAACAUUUGUAGCACAUCGUGUUGGUGAAAUUCAUGAUACUACAUCAGCUAAUCAAUGGAGACACAUUUCAUCACCUGACAACCCGGCAGACAUCAUUUCUCGGGGUUGUAACGCAAAUUCAUUGGUAAACAAUCAAUUAUGGUGGAAAGGUCCCAAGUGGCUGAGUCACGAAGAAGCAAACUGGCCAAACUAUAAAUCAAAUUACAAUUUGAAUAAUUGUGAUUUGGAAGAAAAGAAAAUAAUAGUAACCUUGUCAAAAAUCGAAAAUUUCGAUUUAACUGAUAGGUAUUCAUCUUUUAACAAACUGUUGAGAGUAACAAAGUAUAUUCUAAAAUGGAAAAAAAUUAUACAAAACAAACAAUCAUCAAUCACAAAAAAUAAUUGUUCUACUUAUGCUGGUCCAGAUGAAAUUAACGAAGCAAAAAUCAAAUUAUUACAAAUGGAACAAAAUAAAUACUUUUCUGAAGAAUUUAAAUGUCUGAAAAGAGGUGAACAUGUCAAGAAAAACAGUAAGCUAUUUUUUCUUAGUCCUUUUAUCGACAAAAACGGUUUAAUCAGAGUUGGCGGCAGAUUGAAUAACUUAAAUAUGAACCUUGAGAAAAAAAAUCCAAUAUUACUACCCGCAAAAUCAGCGUUAACUCGUUUAAUAUUUAGUCACGAACACAUGGCCCAAUUACAUGUAGGUCCUCAAGCGCUGUUAGCAGCUGUUCGCGAAACAUAUUGGCCAAUAAACGGAAGAAAUUUAGCGAGGCUCACAGUGCAUAAAUGCGUAUCUUGCUUUCGAUCUAAACCGUACGUGUAUCAGCCAAUUAUGGGUAAUCUACCGAGUAUUCGACUAACAAGUUAUGAAAAAGUAUUUUUUGCAACAGGCAUUGAUUUUUGCGGACCCGUACAAAUUAAAAGCGGCUUACGAAAAAACUCCGCAAAAGUCAAAUCAUAUAUAUGUAUUUUUGUAUGUUUCUCAUCGAAAGCGGUUCAUAUCGAACUUGUGAGUGAUUUAACUACAAAUGCUUUUUUGGCCGCUCUUAAAAGAAUGUGGAGUCGCCGUGGAAUUGGAAAGUAUAUAUAUUCAGAUAAUGCGAAAAAUUUUGUUGGUGCAAACAACCAACUACAAGAAUUGAAGGAAUUGUUUUUGUCAAAAAAUAAUCAAAAAUUAAUUCAAGAUUGCCUUGCUGCGGUAAAUAUAGAGUGGCGGUUCAUUCCACCUCGCUCUCCACACUUUGGCGGGUUAUGGGAGUCAGCCGUAAAAUCUGUAAAAGGGCACUUAAUUAGAACGUUGGGAAAUGCAUCACUAACGUAUGAAGAAUUAAACACCGUUCUAGUUCGUAUAGAGGCAUGUCUAAAUUCACGUCCGUUGACGCCUUUGUCUACAGAUCCAUCAGACUUGAAAGUUCUCACUCCAGCACAUUUUCUUAUCGGUGGAUCACUAUUAGACUUACCAGAUCCAGACUAUACGAAAAUAACUCCUGGUCGAUUACGCCGUUGGCAACGUGUCACUCAAUUUACGCAACAAAUUUGGCAAAGAUGGCAAAACGAAUAUUUAUCAACAUUGCAACAUAAGUCAAAAUGGUACAAAUCAAAUGGUUCACGUCCCACAGUUGGAUCCAUGGUACUUUUGAAGGACGACAAUUUGCCUCCACUAGAAUGGCGACUUGGGCGUAUCUCAAAAGUGUUUCCCGGCAAGGAUGGCGUGGUGAGGGUUGCAUUAGUCAAGACGAAACAAGGCGAGUUUAAAAGAGCUUGUCGCAUUCUAUGUCCCCUGCCAUUAGACGAUGAAGACGGAAUACCAAAUGAUAACAUUUU